AUGGGGUCCUCAGAUAGCGGCAGUGAUAGCGAUUUCGGUGAUUUUGAAGGAAUCUCUGACUCCGAUGAGCCUAUCCAACUGUCUUGGGAAGAACAAUUAGACUCUAUUCUCGGGCCCAGACAGGAGAUUUCACACACCAACCAGAAACAUGACCUGGCAGAACUUAUCGAGGGCGAGAGACCUAAGGUGGUGUACGAACAAUUGGUUUUAGUGGAGCCUCACCUUCGAGCCUUCCAAUGGCGACAUUCUAAAUUGAGAUCGGAACUGUUACAUACACUUCAGAUCGAAGACGUGCCAGUCGUUCCCAAAAUCACAAAAUCCGUGGAUACCUCCCUUUUCGAUCUGCUGGAACCGUAUCUGGGAGCAGGGACGGACCAGGAGCACAAAAGUAAGGAUAUAUCCAAAGUGCUAGGGAACAAGGUGCACGCUUCGGAACAUUCGUCGCCGCCACUUUCUUCUUCCAUCGUGCAAUUGCAAGCGAAAGAUCUUGACGAUUUGGAGGAAGAGGAACUGACACACACUCACGACCAACUGAUAGAUGCUAUUUCAGUAGUUUGCAAGAGCAUACUUCAAAAUGAAGAACUACGAACUCAGUUGAUUGCUGACAAAGAAAUGUUUGAAGAUUUGGUCACAAACUUAGUGGGGCACACGCAGAGACUUCGCCGUGACGAAAUCGCACAGUUCAACAAGAAAAAUCGUAGAAGUUUCAAAUACGGCAAGAAAUUCAAGUGGGCUAGGUAA
This is a messenger RNA of Lachancea dasiensis, 741 nucleotides long. The record is from the annotation of a GenBank genome assembly. Lineage: Eukaryota; Fungi; Ascomycota; Saccharomycetes; Saccharomycetales; Saccharomycetaceae.